This is a messenger RNA of Cicer arietinum (chickpea), 2267 nucleotides long. RefSeq lists its product as uncharacterized. The record is from RefSeq and is a predicted model, not a curated record. Gene Ontology annotation, cellular component: membrane. Gene Ontology annotation, biological process: regulation of signal transduction. Lineage: Eukaryota; Viridiplantae; Streptophyta; Magnoliopsida; Fabales; Fabaceae.
UUAUGUAUGGUGCUUACUGCUUACUGCAUCGAACCUAACUAACAUUGUUUCCCCCGUCUUCCAUUCUACCUCCCACUUGCAUCACCCUCACUCUCUCUUCAACAUUUUCUAUCUACGUUCUGCUAAUAUCAUAAAUUAAUUAAUUAACUACCAUUAUUUAUUAUAUUUAAAACUAGAUCGGCAUCGUCGUGGUCUGAGACUGAAACCCUAGCUAGUAGAUCAGAUCUCAACUCCAUGGCUAUGACGCCAAGAAAAACUCGCAACCGUGAAAUGCUCUUCGACUCCGUCAUCGCUCUCGUAUUCAUCCUCGUCGCCUGUGUCGACCUCUGCGACGGCGCCACCGUUGUCGACGUCUACCGUCUAAUCCAAUACGAUAUGUCAGGUGUUCCAUUCGGAUCUCGACUCGCUAGCCUCAAUCACCACGCCGCUUCUCUCCAUUUCUCUCCUCAUGCUGAUCUAUCUCGCACCGUUCUCCUCAUACCUCUUCGCGAACUCAAUAUGUCCUUUGUUCAAGAAUAUAUUGCUGCUAGCAAGCCUCUGGGGGGUUUAAUUUUGUUGCUGCCCCAGAUGUUCAGUGUUGAAAACAAAGGUGGUGUGGGAAGUAAUCAUGAUGAUGGGAGCAAAGAACUACUGAAGAAUGUGCUGGAUGAGGUUGAACAAAUACUUAUACACACCAACUUACCUGAUGCUUCAUUCCUGCAGUAUCCUGUUUAUUUUGCUUUUGAGGAUGAGAACAUUGACACCGUGUUAUUGGAUAUCAAGAAGAAUGACGCCACUGGUCAGCCUGCUACUGCAACUACUGGCGGGUACAAAUUUGUCGUUUCAGCCACUGAACCAAAGAAAGUUGGAUCUCCACCCAUUACAAAUAUUCAGGGAUGGUUGGCAGGGCUGAAGACAGAUGGUGAUUCUCAUCAAUUACCCACCAUUGCAAUAGUGGCAUCAUAUGACACCUUUGGGGCUGCUCCGGCAUUAUCAGUGGGAAGCGAUAGUAAUGGAAGUGGCAUUGUGGCUCUCCUUGAAGUAGCUAGAUUGUUUUCUCUUUUAUAUUCUAAUCCAAAAACAAGAGGACAAUAUAAUCUGCUGUUUGGGCUAACUUCUGGUGGGCCUUACAACUACAAUGGAACCCGUAAGUGGCUCCAGAGCUUUGACCAACGUCUGCGUGAGAGCAUUGACUAUGCUAUUUGCUUAGAUAGUAUUGGCUCAUGGGAAAAUGAACUAUGGAUUCAUGUAUCUAAGCCUCCAGAAAAUGCCUUUAUUAAGCAAAUUAUGGAAGAUUUUUCAAGUGUUGCAGAAGAGUUAGGUUUCCAAGUUAAUCUGAAGCAUAAGAAAAUAAACAUUUCAAAUCCUCGAGUAGCUUGGGAGCAUGAACAGUUUUCAAGGCUGAGAGUUACUGCUGCCACCCUUUCUGAGCUUUCUACGCCACCUGAAUUGCUAGAGAGGACUGGUGGUUUGGUUGAUGGCAGGCAAUUUGUCAAUGAAGCGGCAAUUGUAAGAAGUGUGAAACUAAUUGCUGAGUCUCUUGCGAAGCAUAUUUAUGGACAUCAAGGAAAGAACGUACAGAUCUUUGCGGACAACAGUAACUUGGCUGUAAAUCCUUCUUAUGUUCGAUCAUGGUUAGAUGUUUUGUCCCGAACACCUCGAGUAGCACCAUUUUUAUCAAAAGACGACCCUUUUGUUACGGCAUUGAAAAAGGAAUUAGAAGAUCAUACUGAUGAAGUCAAUCUGCAACGAGAAGUACUAGAUGGGAUGUUCACUUUCUAUGAUUCAACUACGGCAAAGCUGAACAUAUAUCAGGUUGCCAGUGUCACAUUUGACUUGCUGUUGCUUCUAGUGUUGGGAUCAUAUUUGAUUGUGCUCUUUAGUUUCUUGGUCAUCACUACCAGGGGUCUAGAUGAUCUAAUCAGUUUAUUCCGGCGGCCUCCUUCUCGAAAAGUGAAAACUGCUUAAUCACAGGAAGGAUUGUGCUCCCAUGUUUGGUCUACGUCCUCAUGUUUUUAAUUAGAUUAAUUAGUUUCUUAGGAUGCUAGUUUCUAAUGAAAAGCUUUGUAGCGGAUUUUAUUUAUCAUUUGUUAAAUUCGGCUGGUUUAGUGGUUAAAAACAGCAAAAUGUCUUUGGCUGUGCUAAAUUAAGAAUGCCAAAAUUUUGAUAUUCUUUGCCCGUCUUAUUUGGCGCAUUUAUGUAGAGGAAAAGAGUAGUCAGUAAUGCAUGUGCUUUACACACAGCUCACCGAUUGGCUCAAUAAAAGAUUGGAUUGGUUAAUUUAUAAA